CGCCGUACAUUUGCGUUCCGGGCGCAUCGCACGUUUAUUAUACGCAAAUCGCGAUGAAGUGCACGAAACACUCGUCGCGCAUGGGCCCGUCCUAGGAGCGACUCCGAUCAAGUGCAGGUUCAUCAGCUGAAGAGUUUAUCAGCUGAUACGGCGGACCAAGUCGAGGACGGGCGGCGAUUGACGCGUAAAAAAUGUCGCUCUCCAAGCCAACCAGUCUCGCGUACAGCCUCAUCGGCGCGUACCUAGAACGGCUCUACAGCAGCCCUGUGAGGACGAAAGCUAUAACGAGUUGCAUUAUCGCAGCCCUUGGAAAUGUGGCGUCUCAGAAACUGUCUGGCGCCAAGCAGCUUAACGAGGACAGUGUCCUGGCCUUCGCUCUAUUCGGCCUGCUAUUCGGAGGACCGGUACCCCAUUACUUUUACACAUACGUACGAUUGUUCGUGAAGCAACCUCUGGGGAUACUUCUGAUAGAGAGACUUAUCUACACGCCGUGUUUCCAGGCGCUCGCGCUCUACCUGCUCGCCAUCUUCGAGGGCAAGUCCCAUAACGUGGCGUGUGUUCAGAUGCAAAGAUUAUAUUUACCGACGUUGAUGGCUAAUCUCAAGUAUCUAACGCUGUUCCAUUAUAUCAAUAUAAAAUAUGUUCCACCAAUGUUGAGGGUCUUGAUGCUGAACCUCAUCGGCUUCGCAUGGGUUAUCUAUUUUGCCAAUAAGAGAGCAAAAAUUUCAAAAGAGAAGUAGAAGAAUACGAUAAUCUGUUUGUAAUCAUUGUUAUGGACACUUUUUGUAACUAAUAUGCAAUAAUAUUCUACUUCGUAUGCGUGCUAGAUGACGCUUUGUGACUAUUUCACAAAGCAAGAGCGAGAAGAUUGUAUAAAUAACGUGCAAUGAAUUUAUGCUAACAACACUUGCUUGUACAAAGUGAAAUAACAUGUUAAUAAUGCAUUCCAUCGUUAUGACUUGUUAAUGUUGGUCAAGAAAUGUACAAAACAUACUGACGUAUUGUAAUACAUAUUGGAAUGGUGCUGAAUAUAAAUAUAUUUUAAUAAAUACUAAAAUAUAAA
This is a messenger RNA of Vollenhovia emeryi, 1063 nucleotides long. RefSeq names its product PXMP2/4 family protein 3. Gene Ontology annotation, cellular component: membrane; cytoplasm. Bases 192 to 740 code for a protein of 182 amino acids. The transcript is spliced from 6 exons. The record is from RefSeq and is a predicted model, not a curated record. Lineage: Eukaryota; Metazoa; Arthropoda; Insecta; Hymenoptera; Formicidae.